Molecule: messenger RNA, 828 nt
Organism: Geodia barretti
Lineage: Eukaryota; Metazoa; Porifera; Demospongiae; Tetractinellida; Geodiidae
Source: the annotation of a GenBank genome assembly
AUGUCUACAGACGUGAAAAUAAUCAGCGAUGGAAUGAUGAAAGUCGACGGUGGUUCGAUGUUUGGCCCUGUACCCAAGGUAGCUUGGGAAAACAGCGUUGUUACCGACAGGAAAAACCGAAUGACGCUAGGCCUGAACUGCCUGCUGCUGCAUUCAGCCGGACAAAACGUACUCAUCGACACCGGCGUUGGUUCCAAGGAUAUGCACGCGGACAAGGAAUCUCUCGGGCUGGUGCCAAGCAGGCUGUUACGGGGCCUCAAGUCUGUCGGCCUAGCACCCAAGGACAUCAACGCAGUAGUUCUAACUCAUCUUCACUUCGAUCAUUCGGGAGGUUGCACCCGGCUGGACCGGGCCGGAAACGUUGUGCCGACCUUCUCCAAGGCCAAGUAUUAUGUGCAAGAAAGUUGCUGGCACGAGGCCUGCAAUCCCAACGAACGAGCCAACAAUUCGCACCGUACUGACAACUUCCUGCCAAUUGACGAGCGUGGCCAGCUUGAACUGCUGGACGGAGAUAAAGAAAUUCUUCCUGGUCUGAACGUCAUCGUGACCGAUGGCCAUGCAAGGGGCCACCAGAUGGUCAUGUUCAACCACGGUGGCGAACGGGUCGUCUUUCUAGGCGACAUUGUUCCCACGCCGCAUCAUCUGAACCUUGUAGCCAUCUCCGCAUUCGAUAACUCGCCGGAGGUGACCCUGGAACAGAAGAGGGAACUGCUGUUCCGGGCCGAGCGGGAGGGCUGGCUGCUGGUUUUCUCCCACGGCCACGAAAUUCGCUCGGGGUACCUGGAACGCCGCGGUGGCAUGGGCUACCUGAGGGAUGGUGGGCUGUAG